Molecule: messenger RNA, 917 nt
Organism: Volvox carteri f. nagariensis
Lineage: Eukaryota; Viridiplantae; Chlorophyta; Chlorophyceae; Chlamydomonadales; Volvocaceae
Exons: 5
Coding region: 1-570 (189 amino acids)
Source: RefSeq, a predicted model, not a curated record
AUGGUUGGGGAGAAGAGACGCCCAGCCUGCCUGCCAGAGCCCGCAUGCUACUUAGUGCGGCCCUUCCAGGCUACCGUGCUCUUCCGCAUUGGUAACCAGCAGGCAGCCGACGGCCUCGCUUGGGUUACUUUGGCCCCACGCCUAACCCAGCGAAACAUCCCCCGUGCCUCUAAACUAAAAGCUGGCCUCUCACAAGCCAGGAAACCAAAGUUCGAAAGGGUGACCGAUGAGCUGUCUGCGACCGCGCUGCCGUGUAACGCCACAGCCAGCUGUGCCAGUUCCUCCGUAACACUCCCAAGGGCCACUGAUCCGAUCCCCGCCACCGCAAGCAAGCAAGUGGUGCAGCAGUACCAACCGCCGGGCUGGGCUAAACGUCAGCACGACGCCUCCUUAUCCCCGAGGAGGGGGCCGAUAUCGCGGUGCGCGCCCCGUCUAUCGCCCGAUGGGGAGGGCAGCUCCAACGCCGGCUCGCGAACAAGGCAGGCGCCAAGCAGCUUUGCUAUGCGGGAACUAGCGACUUGCUUGCCGAGCACGAAAUGGAGGGGGGGUCGCAUCUCACCAUUCAACUAAGCAUGCAUGUGCUCGGUUGAAUGCUCGGUAGCCUGCGAGUUUACCCCUAUCAGGAUGUUUGUUUGCAUAUCCCUCCAAGCGAGAGGGCUUGGACCUAUGCUGAUGUUCGUUCCAAGAAGUGAACUGAGGACUGAUGCUACGGUGAAAGAUUUGCACGUAAAUUCGCCCGUGCAAUAAAACGCCCUGUAACUCGCUUACGCUAAUCUCACAUUCCAAUAUGCCACUGCACUUUCCUCUCCAGCCUGGCCACAUUCUCUUCCUCGCAAACGUACUUGGGCACCUUACAAUCCAACACCAUACGGGCUUUGGAAACGCGGGCAGCUGCUUCACAAGGACCCCCCUAUUUG